This is a messenger RNA of Suillus clintonianus, 1143 nucleotides long. RefSeq lists its product as uncharacterized. The record is from RefSeq and is a predicted model, not a curated record. The transcript is spliced from 17 exons. NCBI's taxonomy places the organism in Eukaryota, Fungi, Basidiomycota, Agaricomycetes, Boletales, Suillaceae. The coding region runs from base 110 to 973 and encodes 287 amino acids.
GAUCCAUCACGAUACUCAAGCAAAGCUUGCGAUACUGAUCGUUUCCCUGAUAUUUACGCCCCCAUCUUGAUGGGCUUCCAGCUCAUUUAUAUGAGAUAAGAAGGUCACGAUGGCGGCCAGGAAUCUGCAGUCCUUGACAUACCUAUGCACAUCGAUGACUGCAUUCUGGACCUAUGAUUAUGCUUGUUCACUACACGAAGAGUGGACAUUCCUCCUUCGAUCGCGCUGUACCAAGGUAAAAGGCCUUUAUGUCAUUACACGACAUGCCCCCUUUUUCUUCCUCGCCGCCGAGCUAUGUCAGUACUUCACCCCGAACGGGAACCCUUACAAUUGCCGGAUACCGUCCAAUUUUUACUCGGUUUUAAGUAUAAUAUCAGUCGCUUGCUCUGAAUUGUUUUUUGUAAUCAGAACAUAUGCGCUCUGGAACAACAAUAGAAUCGCACUCGCAGCAAUGUUGUCCGCCUUUCUCGUUGCUGCGGUUGGAUUUCUCGUCAUUUUUUCCAUCACCGUUAUCACAUCACAAGUUGCGACCAUCGCAAUCCCAGGCAUCACAGGCUGCUACCAGACCUCGACUAGCUUUCUCUUCAUACAGUUUCUUCUCUUGUUUGCAUUUCAACUAGGACUCAUCUCCUUCACGCUCAUACAUGUCAUACAAUGCUGGCGGACGACAAACGGCCCUCUGUACGCCAUCCUGGUCAAGCAUAACAUAUUCUACUAUGCAUCUGGUCUGUUUCUCUCGGCCGUCAACGUCCUCAUAUCGAUGCUGUUUGGCCAUUCCAUAUACCACCCCAUCUUGAAAGAUUGUGAGUGCUUGAUCCUUGCGAUCCUCGCCACGCGCAUGCACCUCCAUCUUUGGUAUACAGACCUGGAUGCACACGGCUCUGAUGCCCUUGGGAUGAUUUUUUUGUCUGAUAUGGUCCCGGCAGACCCUAUAGCUUAUCCGGCGUCGUUUGUGGAGCGAAAUUUGGACUGAACGAGAUGACUGGUCUGGGUUGCUUGGUCGGGUUUGGAAGGCGCUUAACUUAUGGGAAUAUAUUUCUUGCCGUCAGUAGGCGGGAGGGCCGUGGAUAGAUAUCACCGUUCUCGAAGUUAAUGGAGGUGUUUUACUCGUACGGGGUAACAUUCGUACGGCGUAACGUCUCA